Molecule: messenger RNA, 1642 nt
Organism: Asterias rubens (European starfish)
Lineage: Eukaryota; Metazoa; Echinodermata; Asteroidea; Forcipulatida; Asteriidae
Exons: 3
Coding region: 869-1375 (168 amino acids)
Source: RefSeq, a predicted model, not a curated record
AAUUCAUGUUAUACUCUCUUGUUUUAAGUUGAUUAUGAUCUGUUUUUCUUGUUUGUUGUUGAAAGAAAUGAGCCUCAACAUUUUAGGUUUGUGUUAAUUUAAUAAAUUGUAAUGCUGGGUAAAACUUGUAUAAGUUAUAUUAACAACAAUGUGAAGGUAUUGCUCAUGAAUUGACAAUUUCUUUCCGAACAAAAUUUCCUCCAGACAUACAAAAAUUACGUUCACACCUUUAUUUUUAAAACCAAUACUUACUUUUACUACUUCAAGAAGCUGUUCAGAAGUUUUUAAACAAAUGAAAAGAAGGGUCGACGUGUAUAAUAGCUUUAAUAAUUCACCUGCUGAGUGGUAACCUAAACAACUGUUAUUUGUAGGCCUAUGGGAAUCGAAGUUGCAUCUUUCAUGAACUUUGUACGUGUUGGCGUACAUAAAGGAACACGGUGAACAAUGUAAUGGUGAUCCAUGCUGAUCUAUGGUGUAAAGUUGCAUUGUGCUCGUCUUAGAAAAAAAACCCGUAGUGUACAAAUAGACUCCUUUACAAUUGUUCAUUCAAGUAUCCAGGUCAUAAGCCGUGGUUUGUUAUGGUAAAUAUUGUACCGCCACAGAGGAAUAUUGCACGAUUCUGCCAGGAUUGGAAGGCUAUCCUAAAAAAGUCUUCGAAAUCAUAGGCUCAUGACGCCUUUGCAAGUAUAUACAGUGGUGAAUAGUCCCUUGUUCCACCUUAUGGUUGGUUGGGCGUUUUAAUGCAAAACCGCUUUCCAUAAGGUUGUGGUAAGAGAAUCUACCUCGAUCCGUCCCAGAUGCAUGUAAUUUGUAAGGACUCGACCUUUGCGACCGAAGUCCAAAUCGUCUGAACGGCCUAGCUGCAAUAAUGGGGCAAGACAACAAAUCCGACGAUCGGACAUCGACUUCAUCCACGAUUGACCCCACCCAACCUGGCGGGUGCGAACUGUUCCUGAUCUUCCGGUCUGCCGUCAGCGUAGUCUUUCAAACUCUCCGUCACCCACUAAUAACAAUCCGCCACUCCGCUGGAUUCUGCUCCCUCGCCCCGUAUCGAGAAGUCAACGAAGGUAGGGAGGAAUGCACUCCUCACCCUGCCGUUGAAAUUCUGCUUUCGACGGCAGAGGCAGACACUGAAGAGAACAACAACGAGCCCUCUGGUUUCGUGGAAGCUGAUAGGUUGAAACGAAAGAAGCCGUCUAAAAAGAUAAAGAAAAACCUCAGAAAGGGCGUCCAACAUCUUGGCACUAGCUCCAUGCUAUUUGCGUCACCGAUUAGUUCAGCUUCCAUUGCACGUGACAUUCAUCAACGUAUGUCAUCGAAUUAUAAAUACGCGGAGAUGCAAGAGGCUUAUGUCACUUCUACCCUGUUUCUGUGACAAUCUUUUAAAGACUGCUUGGAAUUGUGCCUUGCUUUGUACAGUUGUAUAUUUUUUUUUUUUACAUCUUAACUUACACUCGAAGCAUUCACAGCUUUUGAGUUUUGUGGAGUUGGGGGAACAGAGAAACUACUGGCUCCAUGGAACCGAUUUGCAGAGUGAACCAUGGAUGUAUAGAUUUAUUUGCUAUCCUUUCAUAAGUUGUUUUGAAUGGCUUCAGGUUUCUUCAGGCGUGAGCUACGAUAUCGAUAUUUUUCACAGGAGUUU